Scylla paramamosain (green mud crab) is the source of this 812-nucleotide messenger RNA. Its product is annotated as cuticle protein LPCP-23-like. The transcript has 2 exons. NCBI's taxonomy places the organism in Eukaryota, Metazoa, Arthropoda, Malacostraca, Decapoda, Portunidae. The record is from RefSeq and is a predicted model, not a curated record. Bases 71 to 625 code for a protein of 184 amino acids.
GUCACGCUGCAGUAUAUAUUGAAGGAAGCCGGAAAGCCAGGCACAGUUCGGCUCCCUCCCGUUCAGCGACAUGAAGACUCUGGUUGUUUUGGCAGUGAUGGUGGCGGCCACCGCCCAUCAGGCCUACGGCAUCCCUGUACCCGGCACUCUCUCCCACGGCACCCACGCCUACGGCUAUGGGCAGGCGCCCUACGUGGGUCCGCUGGCUUCCAGUGUUCCUGCCGGCAUCGGCGGUAAAGUCAUCCCUGUCUCGGACACCUACGAGGUGGCGGCCGCCCGUGACCAGUUCUUCAGAGCCUACCAGGACCAGCUGAACACCAUCUAUGCCAUCCGCGCCAGCCGCCCCGCUUACCACGAUGCCCACGGCCACGGACACCACGGCUCUGCAGGCGCUGUUCAUGUGUCCCACGGAGCCCACUCCUCUUAUGGUACCCCUGCUGUGCACACCCCCGUUGUGCACACUUCCCACGCCGUGCACGCCCCCGCUGUGCACACCUCCCACGCCGUGCACUCCGUUCCCGCCGUGCACAAGUCCCACGCCGUGCACGCCCCCGUUGUGCACACUUCCCACGCCGUGCAUGCUCCUGCAGUGCACACCUCUCAUGCUGUGCACCACAAUUAUUAAAACAACAGUAAAGCAGGAACACGUCGAAAGUAGCGGCUUUCAGACUGAGUUCUUUUCGACGUAGCAAACUGACAAAUCCCUCUUUGCUGCCAGAACACUAUUACAACUGACGUCUCCGCCACCACACCCGAUCUUGUCAAGUAUGUGUAUACACAUGUCAUUAAAAAAUAAACCUGCCUCAUGCACU